Trypanosoma cruzi is the source of this 224-nucleotide messenger RNA. Its product is annotated as mucin TcMUC, putative. The record is from RefSeq and is a predicted model, not a curated record. The annotation marks the transcript as partial. The transcript has a single exon. NCBI's taxonomy places the organism in Eukaryota, Euglenozoa, Kinetoplastea, Trypanosomatida, Trypanosomatidae.
AUGAUGAUGUGCCGUCUGCUGUGCGCCCUGUUGGUGCUUGCUCUGUUUUACUUCUCUUCCGCGCGAGCUACAGCAAGCGAGGUUAAACCUGAACAAGAAGUUAAUGUAAAGGUUACUGUUUCAGAAGUGCUAAAUGAGCUCGGUGGGGAACAUAAUUCGGAUACGGAUGUUGAUGAAUUACGGUCAGGAAAAACGGCGUCCGGAACGGGACAUAAUGCAAAUGG